AGCCUAUCAGAUUAGGCUCCAGUAGCCAACAUAAAGAAAACUAACAAAUAGCCGCUAUUAUAACAGAGCAACGCCGUUGAUAAAUAGUUAAAUCAUUAACUCUGAGUUGCGAAACGUUGAUAUUUCAUUCGUCCAAGGCAAGGCUCAUAUUUUUGCAGCACGCUCAGUGCAACGUUGCAGUUACGUAGCCUAUAUUACGCCUAGCAUACAGUUGGUAAGUGAGGACCACGAGACUGAAGUCAGCUCAACACCAGUAUGGCCGCCUUGCGUGCAGCAAAGCAAGCUUUGAGAAAAGAAAUAAAGAAACGAGUUGGAGCGCUUGGAAACGAGGAGAAACUUCGGCAGUCUCGUAUCGUUACACAAAAGCUACUGAAGCAUCCCAAAUAUGAGCGCUGUCGGAGAAUAGCGGUUUUCCUCAGCAUGAACGAUGAGGUGCGCACCGAGGACAUCAUCGAGGACAUAUUCAAGAGGGGGAAAGAGUGCUUCAUCCCCAGGUACUUCAGCGACAGCAGUCACAUGGACAUGCUGAAGUUGGCCUCGGUCGAAGACAUACGGUCUCUGCCGCUCACUUCCUGGAAUAUCCGCCAGCCCGGGGAUGAGGAGGAGAGAGAGGAUGCUCUGGCCUCGGGGGGGCUCGAGCUGAUCCUGAUGCCUGGACUGGGGUUCGACAAAAAUGGGCAUCGGCUGGGUCGCGGCAAGGGCUUCUACGACACCUACCUGCAGCGGUGCAUGAACCAUUCCAAAGGCAAGCCCUACACUAUCGGGCUGGCCUUCAAGGAGCAGAUUUGCCAGGAGGUUCCCGUGGAGGGCAACGACAUUCACAUUGAUGAAGUCCUGUAUGAGGGCAUGUAGACAGAUCAAUGGGAUGCCAGCUGUGCUCUCUAACUCAUUGGUCUGUACUCAGUUAAAGGGCUGUUCCUUUUCAUCAAGUGCCUUUUUAAGACUCGGGUAGCCAUUAUUUUGUCUGUGUUUGUCUGAGAGAUUAUUCAAUUCAACUUUGAUUAACUGGUGCCAGUAAUGGCAUUAUACAGUACAUUCUGUGCUUUUCCAGACUACCCAACCUUUAUUGUGCGUGCAUCCAAAAACUUUACAAUGUCUUAAAUUAAGUUACACUGUUUGUAUUGGCUGCGGUGUAAAUGCUGGUCUCUGGAUUUACUGACGGUUUAAAGUAAGGUCUGGCUAGCACUGCGAUACCAGAGAAGUGUGUUUCACUGCUGAUUCUCUCAGUCCUGUGAAAAUUUGUAAAUGAAUGGAAUUCUUUCUUUGUCAAUGAUACUGCAUGAUGUUCCUCUGUGUAGUAUACCAAUUAUUUAAUUUCUGUGUUAUAUUAUCCAACGUGCUAAUGCACCCACAGUGAAUGGAAUUAAAACCUGAAAAAAUAAACAAGCGAGAAGAAAAGCC
This is a messenger RNA of Anguilla rostrata (American eel), 1401 nucleotides long. It is a transcript of the gene mthfs, whose product is annotated as 5,10-methenyltetrahydrofolate synthetase (5-formyltetrahydrofolate cyclo-ligase). Gene Ontology annotation, cellular component: mitochondrion. The coding region runs from base 256 to 852 and encodes 198 amino acids. The record is from RefSeq and is a predicted model, not a curated record. The transcript has 3 exons. NCBI's taxonomy places the organism in Eukaryota, Metazoa, Chordata, Actinopteri, Anguilliformes, Anguillidae. Gene Ontology annotation, biological process: folic acid-containing compound biosynthetic process; tetrahydrofolate interconversion. Gene Ontology annotation, molecular function: 5-formyltetrahydrofolate cyclo-ligase activity.